AUGGGGGGGCGCGAGGCGAGCUCGAGUCAGGGCGGAGGGUUCGGCGGAGGGUUCGGCGGGGGGUUCGGCGCGCCGACGAGUCCGCGGAGCUUAGCCGCGGCGGGAUUGGGGGUGUACGGAGGGAAGUUUUUGAACGACGGCGCGUCGUUCGUGAGUUCGAAUUACGCCAAGUAUUUCAGCACGGCGUCGAUGCGGGCGUACUUCGACGUCACCGAGUCGUACGUGUUUCACAAGAUGCGAUUGGUGUUGUGUCCGUUUUUGCAUAAAGGUUCGUGGGCGCGAUUGCCCGAGAGCGUGGCGGGAGGCACGGCGUACAAACCGCCGCGGAACGAUAUCAACGCGCCGGAUUUGUACAUUCCACUCAUGGCGUUCUGGACGUACGUGCUCACGGCUUCGAUUCGCGAAGUGUUUUCGUCCAAGAGCGGUUCGUUUACGCCCGAGGCGCUCGCGACGCACGCGUGGUGGAGCGGGCUGCUGUGGGCGGGCGAGUCGGCGUUUAUUUGGGUGGCGCUGCGUUCGACGAGCUCGGCGAACCACAUCGUGUCGGCGCCGAUUCUCGACGUCGCGGCGUACGUCGGGUACACCUUUACGUACGGCUCGAUGACGCUCAUGUCGAAAAUGUUCAACAAGACGUACGUGUUUUGGUUUUUCCUCAUUUGGUCUGCGCUGUGCAACGCGGUGUUCAUGGCGAAAACUUUGAAGCGAAUCAUCUUCAGCGAGGCGAGACACAGCGGUUAUUCGCAGAGCAUGUCACAAAACUACGUGUUGCUCGCCGUCGUCGUCGCGCAGCCAUUCAUACAUUUCUGGCUAUGCCGAACGCCGUAA
Molecule: messenger RNA, 825 nt
Organism: Ostreococcus lucimarinus CCE9901
Lineage: Eukaryota; Viridiplantae; Chlorophyta; Mamiellophyceae; Mamiellales; Bathycoccaceae
Exons: 1
Coding region: 1-825 (274 amino acids)
Biological process (GO): endoplasmic reticulum to Golgi vesicle-mediated transport
Cellular component (GO): endoplasmic reticulum-Golgi intermediate compartment; endoplasmic reticulum membrane; COPII-coated ER to Golgi transport vesicle
Source: RefSeq, a predicted model, not a curated record